AUGGUGAUCCCCAAGAGGACCUGUCUACCCGUGUGUGGGCUGAUCCGUCACAUUGCCUGGCUGCAGAUCCCUUCUACGAGGAGGAAGCACUCAGUGCCAUGGUACCAGCACCUGGAAGGAAGUGAUGAUAAGACGGAGAAGGUUCACCAGAGACGAGUAGAAGAAGACCGGCGCAGCAUCUUGAGGAACCCCGGGGUAGUCACCGUCGGUAAACUGAGCAAGGAAGAGCUGUGCGAGAAUCUGACCCAGAACGUCGUCUACAGGGAAGGUCCGCUCGUUGCCAUCAACAAACCACAAGGAUUGCCGAUUUCAGGGGAUGCCGAGGUCUCUCUGGUGUCUCUAUUGCCGGAUCUUCAGCGCUUGCUGCAGAUUAAACCCGAACUGCACGUCGUGAAAACUGCGCCAAAGGAUUGCUCCGGGCUCGUCCUCCUCUCCACCUGUCAUGUGACAACGAAGCACUUGGAAGAUUUUUAUUCCCUGAGCCGGAAGGCAAAGAAACCGUUUACGACGUUCUGGGCGAUCGCAUUGGGGGUGCCGGACCCAGCGGAGGGGAAUGUCAGAGGAGCUCUGAAGGAGGAACAGAUACAAGAUAUAAGGCCUGUCGUCCCUGUGAAGGAUCCCUCCAAAGGAAGUGUGGAGAGGAGGGAGGUGAAGGAGACGCACACAGUCUAUGAGGUCCUGGACUCUGCCGAGGGCUGUUCUCUGCUACAGCUGCAGCCCCUGACAGUCUUUCGGGACCAGCUGCUGGUUCACUGCACCCUGAAGUUCUGCCCGGUACUCGGGGACCACACGUACAGCUCGCGGGUAGCCAAGACCUUUGGACACGACAUUUACAUUCCCUUCGAUGUGGCUCUUCCACAGACUCAGCGGGUAGAAGAGAAGAUUCUCCGUAAGAUGCAUUUUACCACCCAGCAGAUGCACCGGAUGCCUCUCCACCUCCACCUGCACCAGCUCUCGAUGCCAUCAGAUCCUCCGGGGCGGUACCCUACACGUCUCCAGGCUCCGCCCCCGCCCUUCUUCCGGCGCACAAUGGAACUCCUGGGACUUAGGAUGCAAGACUAA
Nanorana parkeri is the source of this 1062-nucleotide messenger RNA. It is a transcript of the gene RPUSD3, whose product is annotated as RNA pseudouridylate synthase domain containing 3. The transcript is spliced from 9 exons. The record is from RefSeq and is a predicted model, not a curated record. The coding region runs from base 1 to 1062 and encodes 353 amino acids. Gene Ontology annotation, molecular function: RNA binding; pseudouridine synthase activity. Gene Ontology annotation, biological process: pseudouridine synthesis. Lineage: Eukaryota; Metazoa; Chordata; Amphibia; Anura; Dicroglossidae.